AUGGCCACUCUCCACCCCAACGCCGCUGCCCCGCCUCCCAAUGAGCCCACGUCCACCCAGAAUCCGCCCUCCAAGAUGACCCUCUCUCUGGGUCACUUGCCCAAAAAGCAGGACAUCAAGGGGCCUUGGCCGCGCACCCCUUCGCGGGUCGAUCCCAACAACCCUCCAUGGCCCGCAUACCGUGGAUACCAUGAGUAUUCCUUCGCGCAUGCCACCAUGGGUGUCCGUCUGCCCACUAUCUUGGGCAAGGCCAUUGAGGAUGCUAUGAAGACCCUCAACGACGAGUCCUCGGAAGAAUACGUUGUCGACCUCCUCGCUUGCAUCGAGCGUAUGGACGGCCUCAUGACCGAUCUCUCCGGCAACGCAAAGUUGAGACCCAUCAUCGACGACGGUGAGGCGGACGUCGCACUGUGGAACAAGGCAAUUGCCAAGUAUUUCCAAGGCAAGGAUUUCAUGAACGCGCCCUGGCUAUUCGCUGAGGCGUACAAGUACCGCCGUCUGCGGGAAUGCUUCAGUGUGAGCAAGCACUGGAGAGAUUACGACGUUUUCUUCAGGCAGAAGUGUGAUACGUUCUCCCGUUCUGCGGAUGCCGUCUUCGAGCUUUCUAUGCGUUUUGCGGAACCCUUUAAGCACUCUGACAACCUUUCGGACGCGGAGAAGCUCGAGGCCGAGAGAUUGAUGUUCCUCGAGUUGACGCAGAUCUGUCUCUGGGGUAACUCCACCGACCUCUCCCUUCUGAUCAAUAUGACGGAGGAACAAAUCAAGUCUCUGCAGUCAACGGGUGGCGAGCACCUCGCCGCCACCGAGAAGAAUAUUCUCGGUAAUCACUUGCCCCAGUUGUGGGAGACCGUGAAGGAGUUGAGAAGUAAGACCGGUGGUCGGAUUGAUUUCGUCCUCGACAACGCUGGCUUUGAGCUUUACUGUGAUUGUGUAUAUGCUGACUUCCUGAUCCAAAGUGGUUUAGCGAAGCAGAUCCGGUUCCACGGCAAGCGGUACCCCUGGUUCGUCUCGGACGUGACGAAAAAGGACUGGGAGUGGUUGUUAAACACUAUGGUCUACGGUUAUCUCUUCCCGAAAGCAACCGAGCAAGAGAGGGAAUCCCUUAGGCGUAUGGGUGUGCGGUGGAAGCAAUACGAGAAAGAGGGCAAGUGGGUAUACGAGCAGCACCCCUUCUGGUGCACUGGCUACACGUUCUGGGAGCUCCAUGGCGAGGCGCCCGAUCUCUUCCUCCACCUUUCUCGCUCCGACCUCGUCAUCUUCAAGGGCGAUCUGAACCACCGCAAGUUGACCUACGACUGCGCUGCACCCGCGUCGACACCGUUCGAUGUAGCAAUUGGACCUAUGGCAAACGCUGCGGGUGCACCCAAGGUUUGCUCCAUGAGGACAAUCAAGAGUGAUGUCGUCGUCGGUUUGGAGAGUGAUGAAGUGGCCGAGAAGCUUGACAAUGAAGAGCCGGGCUGGAAGAUCAGCGGCAAAUACGCCGUGGUGUUGCUCUCCGAAGGUCGACCUGGAGAGAAGGUUCGUUUCGCAUAA
Gloeophyllum trabeum ATCC 11539 is the source of this 1533-nucleotide messenger RNA. Its product is annotated as DUF89-domain-containing protein. The transcript is spliced from 8 exons. Gene Ontology annotation, cellular component: cytoplasm; nucleus. The coding region runs from base 1 to 1533 and encodes 510 amino acids. Gene Ontology annotation, biological process: DNA damage response. The record is from RefSeq and is a predicted model, not a curated record. NCBI's taxonomy places the organism in Eukaryota, Fungi, Basidiomycota, Agaricomycetes, Gloeophyllales, Gloeophyllaceae. Gene Ontology annotation, molecular function: phosphatase activity.